AUGGGUGCCUCAGAAUCCACACUCUCAAGCUCACAGAGGCCAGCCGAUGAAAUCACCACCGUGUCUGAGCGGUCAGAAGUCGCCGAUCCCGUCUUAGAAAAGCUCAAAUCCCUCAAAAUUUCGACGCCGAUACUGACUUCACCCCCGGCUGAGGGUAGCUUGACUGACAUUUUAGUGAGGAAACCUUCGUCGUCUUCUGUUUCAAGUAUUGUGAACCCAAAAGUGCUAUUGGAACUCUUCUCUAUGUACCGUGAUUGGCAGGAAGAGAAGGUGCAAAAGAUGAGCAAAAGACAGGAAGACAUAGAAGAUAAGAUAGAAGUAGCUGAUGCUUUGGCUGUUAAACUUCUUCAACGUUUUAAUUAUUCAGUGUCAGCAAUGAAGACGUCUUCGCAACAUUUAUCUGAAGUUCAUGCAUUGCAGGUGGAGAUUGGGGAGCUUAAAGGAAGGCUGACAGAGGUAAUUAGUAACUGUGAUGCACUGUGCCGGAGAAUAUCAGUGGAAGGACCAGAAUCUCUUAGGUCAUCUGUCAAGCCAUUUGCAGUCGGCACUGCCGACCAAGAAUUUCAAUCAAGCUCCUCUGAUCUGCAAAGAGAUCUAAACCGAAGUCUACCUUCUGCCGAAACCAAGUUAGACUGA
Messenger RNA from Prunus armeniaca (apricot), 636 nucleotides. The record is from the annotation of a GenBank genome assembly. Lineage: Eukaryota; Viridiplantae; Streptophyta; Magnoliopsida; Rosales; Rosaceae.